AGUAUCAACAGUAAAUACAAUGGCAAGUUCAAGUGAAAAAAAAAGAGUUCAGUUCAUUCAACAGCGACUAGAAACUCUACUCGCAGAAAAGACAGCUCUCUGUGAAAAAAUAGACCAACACGUUAAAAUGGUGGAAGAACGAACUAUGAUGUGGAUGAAGAACCCUGGCUCAUCUCUUGAGAGCUACAUGAAUAUCUCUAGUCUACUGGAGAUAGCUGUCGAUUCGCUUUUGCAGAAAUCGGACUGUUUUUCUGACAAAGAUGUUGUGCUACUUGCAGCUCAAUUUAAUGCAAGCGUCAAAACAAAAGGAUCUGAUAAAGCAGGAACAAGUAUUAUAAAUCGUCUUGAACAAUUGGAAGCAAAUAUGUUAGUUCAUCAAGACACAAAACAAACGAUCCAAGACCCCAAGAGAAAGAUGACUUCUAGUACAGAUGAGGCUCAUACGAUCCCACUAAGACUUCAGGAGGAAAUGAAAAAAGUGUCCAAUGAACAAAAUCUAAAGAUUGAAAAACUUACUAAACAACUGCAGGAACAAAGCCAGUCAAUAAAAGCGAUGGAUAAUGAAAUCAAAUGUUUAAAAGAAAGAGAAUACAACUUAAACAAAACAGUUGAAAAGUUGUCACAAGAUGUUCAAGAAUGUAAAACCAACUCAGACAAAAUAAACAAAGAGAUGCAAGUUCAGACAGAUAAGACUGUGCGUAUUAUAGAAGAGAUAAAAAAACAUUCUGGUUUGAUUUUUGCAUUUCAGCGAGAUGGGAAUAAGCUAGCGGUGCAUACUGAAAGUCAAUUUCAGAAAUUGCUUUUUAAGGCAAGUUAA
Messenger RNA from Physella acuta, 817 nucleotides. RefSeq lists its product as uncharacterized. Lineage: Eukaryota; Metazoa; Mollusca; Gastropoda; Physidae. The record is from RefSeq and is a predicted model, not a curated record.